Messenger RNA from Impatiens glandulifera, 610 nucleotides. RefSeq names its product transcription elongation factor SPT4 homolog 2-like. The record is from RefSeq and is a predicted model, not a curated record. Gene Ontology annotation, cellular component: nucleus; DSIF complex. Gene Ontology annotation, molecular function: zinc ion binding; RNA polymerase II complex binding. NCBI's taxonomy places the organism in Eukaryota, Viridiplantae, Streptophyta, Magnoliopsida, Ericales, Balsaminaceae. The transcript is spliced from 5 exons. Gene Ontology annotation, biological process: chromatin organization; regulation of transcription elongation by RNA polymerase II; positive regulation of DNA-templated transcription, elongation. Bases 69 to 416 code for a protein of 115 amino acids.
UGACUUUGAUUGUUGUGUUCUUUCAGUUUCUUUGAAGAGAGCACAAAAGGAGAACAAAAAAGAAAGGGAUGGCAAACGCAGCCCAAAUACCAACCAGUUUCGGCCAUGAGCUAAGGGCAUGCCUUCGUUGCAGGCUUGUCAAAACAUACGACCAGUUUAGGGAAUCAGGAUGCGAAAACUGCUCUUUCUUUAAGAUGGAUGAAGAUGCUGAACGUAUUGCGGAUUGCACAACUCCUAAUUUCACUGGGAUUAUCUCAGUCAUGGAUCCUAGUAGAAGUUGGUCUGCACGUUGGCUACGAAUUGCAAGAUUUGCCCCAGGUUGUUACACUCUUGCUGUCUCUGAAGCACUCCCAGAGGAUAUGCAGAAUCUGUGUGAAGAGGAGCGCAUGCCAUAUGUUCCUCCAAAACGCCAAUGAUCCAACACUCUAAUGCUCAAUGGAAACACUUGUGUGUCUACUAAGUUAGUUCACUUGUUUAGAUAUUCCUGUGAUGUGUAGUUAAUUAGAAACAUAACUAUGAGAAAGUCUUUUGUUAAUCCUGCAAUUAUCUCAAGUUGAUUCUCAAGAAUUUACAACUUUUAUUUUAUUUUCCUGGAGGAGACUUUUCAUCU